AUGAUCCUUGGCAUUGAGCCGUCCGCGGAUCCAGUCUUGCAGAGCAGAUUGUACUCGUACCCUGACACGCACCGCCACUGCGUGGGCGUGAAUUAUCAGCAGUUGCCUGUCAAUGCCCCCCGAGUGAACUACCGUAUGGGUAAUCCAGCGGGAUUGUGCUAUGGCAUUUAUGAACGAUCGAAUUACAUUUCCAGCAUUGAGCCAAUUGAGUUUAAGGAAAGACAGGUAGAACUCGAUAGAAUGCAUGCGCAUUUCGCGAGUAAUGCCGUAACAUUCCUCUCUGAGAUUCGCCAUGAGGAUUUCAGUGCCCCGAGGAAGCUGUGGGAGAAGGUAUUUGAUGAUAAGGCCAAGGAGAGGGUCACCUCGAAUAUGUCCGGACAUAUGGAGAAUUGUAAGGAGAAGGAGAUUAUCAAGCGACAGAUUAGCAUUUUCCGCGAGAUGAGUAAGAAUGUCGUGAGUAGAUUGGAAAAGGCCACGGGCGUGAAGGAUUAUGAUGGGAUUAAGGAUUUGAAGCUUACUGGGACGCAUAAUGGGAUGGCAAGGAAGAGGAAGGAGGAGGAUAAGGUUGCGAAUGGAAUGGGUGAUAAGAAUGUCCAGUUGAGUAGAGUGGAGGCCAGUGGUGCCUGCCGGGACUGCUCCCGCAGGGGGAGGUGGGGCUCUUACGCUGCCAAGGCCAUCUCCAAAAAUACUAAUCGCGCAAGAAGAAAACAGGAGUGCUGUUAG
Cadophora gregata is the source of this 723-nucleotide messenger RNA. RefSeq lists its product as uncharacterized. The transcript has a single exon. Gene Ontology annotation, molecular function: catalase activity; heme binding. Gene Ontology annotation, cellular component: peroxisome; mitochondrion; cytoplasm. Bases 1 to 723 code for a protein of 240 amino acids. The record is from RefSeq and is a predicted model, not a curated record. NCBI's taxonomy places the organism in Eukaryota, Fungi, Ascomycota, Leotiomycetes, Helotiales, Ploettnerulaceae. Gene Ontology annotation, biological process: response to hydrogen peroxide; hydrogen peroxide catabolic process.